Amphibalanus amphitrite is the source of this 6061-nucleotide messenger RNA. Its product is annotated as serine/threonine-protein kinase 10-like. The transcript has 20 exons. Gene Ontology annotation, molecular function: ATP binding; protein serine/threonine kinase activity. Lineage: Eukaryota; Metazoa; Arthropoda; Thecostraca; Balanomorpha; Balanidae. Bases 349 to 5328 code for a protein of 1659 amino acids. Gene Ontology annotation, biological process: protein phosphorylation. The record is from RefSeq and is a predicted model, not a curated record.
GUUUUUUGUAUUGACUUGGCGAAAAAUCUCGCCGUCAUGGGGGUUAUUUCCGCCGUAACGGGUCGUCUGAAGGUGGGAACGUCCCAAAUUGAAUCAAAAUAUUGAUUCUAUGCCCAUAUAUGGUCAAAGCUCCGCCCACUAGAAUCAAUAUUUUGAUGCCUCCAUAUUUUGAUUCACGCCGCCUAGUUUGCCCAACUGAGAAACGACAGAAACUGCAGAGCGCGAGAGCGGGCCCGUGCCAGUGCGCGAUCUGUCAUCAAAACCUGUCGCUGUGAAAGUGGGAGGCGUGGCUUACUUUGUUUAUACAGUGGCAGGGUUAACCAGACAAUGGUAUAACGAAACGCGAAGAUGGCAUUUUUUAAGAAUUUGAAGAAUCUUUUUACUGGUGGCAGCGAGAGUGCCUCUAAGAAGCGGCGCGUGCUGCACAAUGUGAAGGUCGGGAUCGACCCGGAGGCCGUCUGGGAGCUCCAGGGCGAGCUCGGAGAUGGCGCCUUCGGGAAGGUCUAUAAGGCGGUGCACCGUCAGUCGUUCCAAGUGGGCGCCGCCAAGGUGUGCGAAAUGGCAGAGGACGACGAGCUCGACAACUUCAUGGUCGAGAUCGACAUCCUUACAGAGAUGGACCACAAACACGUGGUCAGACUGCUGGACGCCUACCUGCAGAGAAAGCAGCUCUGGAUGCUGCUGGAGUUUUGUGACGGCGGUGCCGUCGACUCGAUCAUGGUCGAGCUGGACCGCGGACUGAAGGAGCCCCAGAUCGCCUACAUCACCCGUGGCAUGGUGGAGGGCCUCGAGUACCUGCACCAGCACAAGGUGGUCCACAGGGACAUCAAGGCCGGAAACGUGCUGCUCACCAUGGACGGAGGCGUCAAACUCACCGAUUUUGGCGUGUCUGCCAAGAACAAGCACACGCUUCAGAAACACACGACGUUCAUCGGCACGCCGUUCUGGAUGGCUCCCGAGGUGAUCAUCUGUGAGACCUCGCUCAGCGACCCGUACGACCGGCUGGCAGACAUCUGGUCACUGGGCAUCACCAUGAUCGAGUUUGCGCAAAAGGAGCCGCCGUACAACGAGCUGAACCCGGUGCGGGCGAUGCUGCGGAUACAAAAGUACGACCCUCCGACCCUGGACCGGCCGAGCCAGUGGAGCCGAGAGUUCAACGCCUUCAUCGCCGCCUGCCUGAAAAAGGACGCCAGCAAGCGGGCCGAGGCUAGCGAGCUGCUCCAGCUACCGUUCAUUAACCGCACCCUGGACAACAAGCCGAUCCGCGAGCUGCUGCUCGAGUACAAGGCGGACGUGGUCGAGGGUAUCGAGGACGCCACCGACGAGGACACGCGGGCCUCCCGACUCAGCCUGGACUCUGGCCUGCCGCCGACCGACGAAGGCGACGAAGAGGCCGAGCCCGCCGACGCCGACGCCACCGAGCCGCCGCCGGCAUCGCCCAAAAAGAAGCCGGCGCCGAAGCCGCCAGCCGUGGCCGAGCCGUCCAAGUCACCAGAGAAAAAGAAGCCGGCGCCGCCCCCGCCGGCCGCGGCUGCCGAGGCCGCUCCCGCUGCCGCAGCCGAGGAGAAGACGCCGGUACCGGCGGCGGCCAAAGAGCCGUCCAAAGAGCCAGCCAAAAAGUCCGCCCCUGCCCCAGCACCAGCAGCCGCCCCCGCCCAGGAGGCGGCACCAGUCAAACAACCAUCACCAAGCCCGGCUCCUGGUGCGGCACCAACACCGACACCAGUCAAAGAACCAACACCACCUCCAGCGGCGCCGAAAGAAGCAGCACCAGCCCCAGCACCGACCAAGGAGUCGACACCUCUCCCAGCAGCAGCAACCAAGGAGCCGACACCCCCACCAGCAGCCAAAGAACCAACACCACCCCCAGCGUCAACCAACGAACCAACACCACCCCCAGCACCAACCAAAGAACCAACACCAGGUCCGACGGCAGGAAAAGAAUCGUCACCAGCGCCAGUCAAGGAGUUGGCGCCAGAUUCGACUCCAGUCGCGACGUCGGCGAAGGAAACACCUCCCGCAGCAGCUGCUGCCACGACGCCCUCGGGGACGUUAGCCGCAGCAGCGACCACGGCGGCGGCAGGAGGAGCGACAGCAGCAGCAUCAGUAGCGGCAGCGGCGGCGGCCGUCCAGGACCCAGUUUCCUCAGAGGCAGCGUCUUCCGAAGCGUUAGCGGGUGAUGCUCUACCGUCACCAACCACUGCUGCUGCUGCUGUCCCGUCCGAGGCCCCGUCUUCUGCCGACGCCCCUGCUUCUCCUUCUGCUCCGGCAGCCGCAGGAGACCAGGCCAAAGUUCAGCCAGAAGCGACAGCGCCGGUCUCACAGCCCGCCGCACCGCCGGCAGUGGCGGCGCCACCUGCGGAGCAGUCCACACCGGCUGAGGAGGCCGUUUCCGCGCCGGUGUCAUCACCAGUGGAGCCCCAGCCGCCAGCGCCGGCCGAGACGGUGGCGGCGCCUGUCCCGGCUGCCCCCGCCGCGUCUCCGUCUCCACCUGCCGAGCAGGCGCCGCCGACGGGCCCGGCCGAGGCGGCCGAGGCUCCGGCGGCGACGGCUGUAGGGGAACCCGCUGAGCCGGCGACCGCCACAGAUCUGCCCGCGCCGCCGACUGCCGGGGAGCCGGAGGGGACGGCGAUGGAUACGGAGCCGGAGCCGGAGCCGGAGCGGGAGCCGGAGCCGGCUGCUCCGAUGGAGGUGGACGACCAGCCGGCGGACCAGGGAGCGGUCGAGACGCCCAGCGUCGGUCUGGCGGCGGGUGACGGCGCCGCGCGCGUCAUCGUGUCGGCUGACGACGCUGAGUCGGGCGGCACGGUCACCACGCUGAUCCAGAGCAGCGGUGACGGUGCGCGCAUACAGGUGGUAGACGACUGGCCGCAGCCGGCGGAGGGCGCGGCCCCUCCGCAGCAAGACGAGGAGGCGCUCUCCCCGCCGCCGUCACCGGUAGCCGGCGACGAGGACGAGAGUGACGCCGAGCUGAGCGCCCACCAGAUCAUGGACUCGCUGAUCGGCGAGGUGGUGCGGCUGCAGCACGAGGAGGCCGAGCGCGAGUUGGAGCGCGCCGCCGCCGCCGCGCUCGACCAGUCGCUGGAGGAGGCGCUCAUCUCGCUCGGCUCCGAGGCGUCCUCGGCCGACGACGAGGCCGUCUGGUCGGAGCUGCCGCCGGAGCGCGGCGCCGGAGACACCGCUCCGCCCGCCGCCGACACCGGCGACACAGCCGUCUCGGUGGACGAGCCCGGCUCGGGCGGCGGCGCGGGUGACGGCCCGGCACCGGCCGAGGGGGAUGCGGUGGACAGCGCCGCGGCCGGCCGCCGGCUGGACGACAGCGAGGUACUGAUCGACGGCUGCAGUAUCGUGCAGAGCGGCCCACAGGAGCCGGCGGACGGCGCGGCGGCCGCCGGUCGGCUGGAGCUCACUCUACAGGAGGCCACGGAGCAGGAGCUGCCCGACCAGGAGCAGGAGACGACCGAGCCGCACGUGUCGGUGGUGCAGGUGGAGCCUGCCGACGGUCACACCGCUGCCGGCGCGGACGGCACCUCACCGACGUCCCUGCUGGUGGCCGGCACCACGGUCGGCUCUUCGGACGUGGACCAGUUGGACGACGAGGAGGAAGACGAGGCGGAAGACGAUGACGACGAUACCGUCUUCUCGCCGCAGCACAACUCCACGGCUCGGCCGGUGUCUCGCGGCAGCAGCGAGGACAGCGGCGAGGAGCGCACCGGCUCCGACUCUGCUGGCAGCCAGAAGGAGAACAUGCCUCCGCCGGCCGCGCCGCCGCCGCCGGCCGCCUCCAAACAGAACCAGAAGCAGCCGCCGCCGGCCGAGCAGGAGGUAGAGGACGAUGACGAGGUGGUGCUCAGGAAGAAACGACCCGCCCCGCCGCCCGCUCAGGACACAUCGGGCGUAUCGCGCUCUUCAACCAUGAGCCGAACCAAGGAGGAACAGGCCAUCUCCAACCUGCGCAAGAAGACGCGGAAGCGCACGCGCCGCUUCGAGAUCGACGGCGUCAUCGUCACCACCACCACCCACAAGGUGUUCUACGGCGACGACGACUCGGCCUUCGUCGACGAGCACGUCUUCAGGAAACAGGAGCUGCGCGACCUCAAGAUGCUGCAGAAACAGGAGCAGAAACAGUUCCGCGAGCUUAACGCCAAGUCGCAGCUGGGCCGCGACAACCAGCAGCGCAAGUUCGAGUCAGAGAUGGCGCAGCUGGUGCGCCAGUACGACAGUGACCUGGACAGUCUGCAGCGGCAGCAGAAGUCGCAGGUGGAGCGCGCAGAGCUGCAGCAGGAGAGCGACCUGCGCUCUGCCAGCAAAAAGAUCCGCGCCGAACAGGAGCGCGAGCUGAAGACGUUCCGCGACACGCUGAAGCAGGAGGUGCGCCUGCUGAAGCAGGAGACGGACAUGCUACCGCGCGACCGGCGCAAGGAGGCGUUCCGCACGCGCCGCGAGCGGCUGGACGCCGAGCACCAGUCCAAGGAGCGCGACUUCAUCGAACGGUUGAACGAGUCGCACGAGUCUUCCCUGCAGCGGCUGGCCGAGCAGCACCGCGAGAAGAUCGCCCUCAUGGAGAAACAGUUCCUCCAGCAGAAACAGCAGCUGCUGCGCGCCAAGGAGUCGGCCGUGUGGGAGCUGGAGGAGCGGCAGAUCCACGAGAAACACCAGAUGAGCAAACACCAGGUCAAGGAGGUGUUCUUCCUGCAGCGACAUCAGAUGCUGCUGCGACACGACAAGGAACUGGAGCACGUGCGCCGCAUGAACGCGCGCCGCACCGACGACCUGGUGCGGCAGCAGCAGGUCGAGCGGCGCGCGCUGCCCAAACGCAUCCGCGCCGAGCGCAAAACGCGCGAGCUCAUGUUCCGCGAGAGCAUGCGCAUCAGCCAGGCGCUGCCGCACCGCGCCAGCGUCUCGGAGACCGAGGGCGACGACCGCGACCGGCUCAAAAAGUUCCUCGAACAGGAGCGGAAACGGUACAAGGCUGAGGAGCAGCGGUUUGACCUCAAACACAAACGGAAGCUGGAGGAGCUCAAAGCCAAGGGUGACGCCACCAUCAAGGAACUGGAGCAGCUGCACAACGAGAAACGUCGUAUGCUGAUGGAGCACGAGUCCAUCAAGCUGAAGUCGCUCGAGGAACAAUACCAGGCCGAGCUCAGGGAGUGGAAGCACUCGCUCAAACCGCGCAAACAGAAACUGGAGGACGACUUUGCGGCGGAGCUGGAGGAGCAGGCGCAGUUUUACACGGGCUCGGUGGGCGCCGGCGGCUACACAGCGCCGCUGACGGACCGCAGCAGCAGCCUGAGCCGGGCCAGCACCGCCAGCUACUGGUCCCAGUGAGACGAGGGCACCGCCCGCAGUGAUCUGACCGAGUGAUGAGCGCCGCCGCCGUCCGCGACACAGAGUAUUUUUGGACCGCGCCGCCGCCGCCCGGCUGGCUGCGUGUGUAUGUGAUGAACUGCCGGUCUGCCCCGCGCCGAUCUGUUUUAUAGGUGACCGUCGACAAUACGUCUGUCGAUCUGACUGGGUGGAGUUUUAUUUUUCUGACGGCGCGCCGCCCGUUCCACCUGUUGACUGUGUAUCAUAUGCGUUGUAUUCAGGGGGGGGGGAGGGAGAGAUAGGACCGUGCUCUGACCAAGGUGUGUGUGCGUGGUGAGUGAGAGGGCCGCCCGCCUCUAUUUAAUGACGUCCUCGUGCUAUCUCUGCGCGCGGUGUACGGGUGAGUCGGGCAUCUGUGAUCGCCCGCGGUCGGCGCUGGCCCACAUUCCGGGUGCUGCGCGCCGUCCGCCGCCGUCCAGUGUUCACCGGGAACCUGCCUUACUGGCCCGCUCUCACCACCGCCUUCUCACACAGAGUAUCGAUAACACGCGGGACCCGGCGCCGCCAAUGGCAGCCGCCGCGGCAUCCCUAGAGUUCCAGGCUUUAUACUCGUAUAUAUUUUCGUGUCACAAACACGGUGGUAGUCCAUCUGCCGCGUAGGAUCAGACGGUUUCCAUGUGCUGUUCUGUACCUGGUACGUACCAUGUUAUUGCGACUCGUCAAUAAAACGGUUACAUACAUUUAUAUUAACGCG